AUGUACAAGGCUCUCCUUGCUUUGCUCAUAUUGUGCACCGUUUGUUGGGUCAUUCAGCUACUACCGGUCAUUUCAGUUCCACUUACUUCCCCUGGAGGUAACAUCUAUCUUUCACAUUUCGAGAAUGUAAAAUUUGGAGUGUUUGGCAUAUGUGAUACCCAAGCUGGGAGAUGUAGUAGCCCCAAAAUAGGCUACCCGUCGUCAAAUAGCUCCUUCUAUGACUUGGCAAACGAUGUCAGUAGAAGUUUCAGUGGGGUUGUCCUACCGUCUUAUGUUAGAUACACAAUAUCAAAACUAUUGGUGGUCCAUGUUGUUGCGUUUUGCUUUUCAAGUUUAUUGUUGAUUGUCAUCUUUAUGUUGUAUGCUUUGGAAAGCUGGGACAGAAUGAAAGAUCGAAUGGAACUGGGAAAACGAAAGAGUGAAGUGAAUCCAUUAAGAAACGAAAGAGAAGAGGAAAAUCAUGGACAUGUUGAGUUUGAUGAUGAUGAAGAUGAAGCCCAUAUAAAUACAGUUGAAAAUCGUAAAGAGGAACGAGAUUUGAGCCCUUAUUUGAAUAUAAUGUUAAUCCUUACUAUAUUUUCCGUGUUAACGACAUUGCUAGCGUUUUUGGCUGACAUUUUGUUAUUUGUUCCUAGAUUGAGUUACCUAGGGUGGAUGCAGUUAUUGCCCAUUGUUUCAAUGGCAUUGAUCACUUCGAUGUUGUGCUUUAUUAAGAGGUCGAUAUCGAGUAGGAAAUUUUUUGAAAACUACGACCACCCAUAUGCUAAUGACGAGAUGAAGAUAUUACGAAACAGAGCUAUGGAGCACUCAUGGAAUGACACUUCGAGUGAUGAUGGGUUUGUUGUGUACACUGAUGGGUUUUACACAAGGAAUGAAGGAGAAGGUGAUGAGACCAGGGAUCGAAACCAUUCAACUAGCUCAUUUAGAAGUGGCAUACGACGCAGCAAUCAACGGCCAAGCGAGGAUUAUUCAGUAAAUUCUAGCAGGGGUUCUAUUGAACUUGACAAUCUACGAUUGAGCUAA
Messenger RNA from Lodderomyces parapsilosis, 1023 nucleotides. RefSeq names its product Rim9p (gene RIM9). The record is from RefSeq and is a predicted model, not a curated record. NCBI's taxonomy places the organism in Eukaryota, Fungi, Ascomycota, Pichiomycetes, Serinales, Debaryomycetaceae. The transcript has a single exon. Gene Ontology annotation, cellular component: growing cell tip; cell division site; plasma membrane. The coding region runs from base 1 to 1023 and encodes 340 amino acids.